AUGACUUCGGCAACUGGUACUUCGGUACUGCUGGGACCCUUGACAACAACUUGGGCGCCACCGCCUGCUUGUAGUAUCGCGGUUGUAGGUUGCAGUACAUGUUCUUAUGGAUGGCAAGCUCAAACCUGCGGUGAGCUCGAUGAAGUUCGCGACGAGCCGUCGUGUUGGCCCCCUAGGACCCUAGGGGCACCAGCACGGGGCCAACCUCUCUUCGCAUGGGGUGUAUAUUCACCAGGACUCGUAUGCCCUCAGGGAUACACGACGGCUUGUUCAUAUAAUGGUGCGCGGAAGACAGGGGACUUUAACUUUUACUUCAACCCUGAAGAAUCAGAAACAGCUAUCGGCUGUUGUCCGCCGGGAUAUGCCUGUUCUCGGCAUUCUGAAGGCCAGACAUGCAUCACGACAUUGACCUCGACCACUUUCCCAACUGUGACAUGCGAAUCCGGGACUAGCGCUCACUUUGAAUACGUGACGAUACCUUACAUUGCGGCCGGCGUUAGCACCACCCAAGUUAUCUCGACUUUCACUGUCCUCGCCCCUUUAUUCCAGCUUAACCAUCAGGCCUCUGACCUCCCGAGUACUACGGAUAAGGCAGCCGACUCGUCUAUUGUCAGUGCGACGUCCGCUUCACUGUCACAGACGUCACCACAACAAGCUUUACCAACGCAGUCAUCAAGUACGCAAGGUCUGUCCACUGGGGCGCAGGCUGGUAUAGGCUGUGGCGUUGCUCUCGGUAUCAUUAUACUAGGAGUUAUAGCUUUCUGCCUAUUUCGAUCAAGAAGGCGGAAAAUCGGCCCUACCGAGUUAGAAAGUACCGAACAAGAGACGAAGUUUCCAAUAGAGUUCCACGAGCAAGCCCCUGCAGCGGUCGAGCUUGACGGUAACUGGACGCCCAACAUCAUCGUGGCAAAACCACGUCUGAUUCACGGCAAGAAACCGCUGCGCGCGGUUAAACGCCGCGCCCGUCGCGAUCGUAAACCUAUGCUUGCCGUCGGAGUCGCGGCGGUCCGCACACGCCUGCCACGAAGCAUCGUCGACCCAAGUAGCCGGCUGGCCGGACAAGUGGCCCAGCGGGAACGCGCAGAUCGUGCCCCCGUCGUCUUCGCCCUGGCCCGGCAGCGCCGUGUAGUUCCCGUAGCUGAUGAAGCUGAGCUGGAACGUGGCGUUGGUCGAUGCGGCUGCGCAGUCUGA
This is a messenger RNA of Daldinia childiae, 1191 nucleotides long. RefSeq lists its product as uncharacterized. The transcript is spliced from 4 exons. The record is from RefSeq and is a predicted model, not a curated record. The coding region runs from base 1 to 1191 and encodes 396 amino acids. NCBI's taxonomy places the organism in Eukaryota, Fungi, Ascomycota, Sordariomycetes, Xylariales, Hypoxylaceae.